AUGACCUCUGAAGCCUUCGAACUGAAAGGCCUCUCUAAACAAGUCAGCAAUGACUUCAUCAGAGGCGCUAGUAUUAGACUUCAAGAGCGCUUAGCCAGAGAAGCUGAGGAACGAGCAAGGAAGGAAGCCGAAGAGAAAGCAUGCCAAGAAGAACUACAGAGAAUCAGAGAACCUGAAGCCAAGGUUGUCGCUGAUGCUGUUGUUGCUGCGGCUACUGCUGAGGCUGAGGCAAAAGCUAAAGCCGAUGCUGAAGAAGGAACUCGUAUUACUAAAGAAGCAGCUGCCAAAGCCAACGCUGAUGCACUGACUCAGGGGGAGCACUCCAACUCUGGGUUCGUCCCUCUAGUCUUGAAAACUCUAGAGGAACUACAGAAAGAACAACAGAUAUGCAAGAAAGUAGCUAAAGCACUAAACCAAGGAAGGUCCGGUGAACCAAAAACACAAAAUGAUACCAAUGUCGAAGGACCUUCCGACGCUGGAGAAGUUAAGAAAAAUGAAUAUCCUAAGAAAAAGAAUCAAAAGUGUGACCCCAACUCUCCAACAACUUCUAAACCUCAAAAGAAGAAAAAAUCAAAGACCAUUUCAACACAUACCACUACUCCUCCAAAACCACAGGAAAUCUCGGUUUACAAUGAAAGUUCAGAGGAUACGGAGGAACACCUCAUUAUUUCAAGAAAUAGACCUAGAGCUUCUCCUAAGCCAAGUGUGAAUCAUAAGAAUAAAGGAACUCCCCAAAAACCCAAACCCAAAAACGACACUGCUGCCAUGAUUGCUGGUCCUUCCCAACAAGAAACAUACAAAGAAGAAGAACAUUAA
Lathyrus oleraceus (garden pea) is the source of this 816-nucleotide messenger RNA. RefSeq names its product eukaryotic translation initiation factor 4 gamma-like. The transcript is spliced from 5 exons. Bases 1 to 816 code for a protein of 271 amino acids. Lineage: Eukaryota; Viridiplantae; Streptophyta; Magnoliopsida; Fabales; Fabaceae. The record is from RefSeq and is a predicted model, not a curated record.